Rotaria sp. Silwood2 is the source of this 14646-nucleotide messenger RNA. The record is from the annotation of a GenBank genome assembly. NCBI's taxonomy places the organism in Eukaryota, Metazoa, Rotifera, Eurotatoria, Philodinida, Philodinidae.
AUGAAAAUUGAUCGAUCGAAACUAAAAAAAUAUCUACCGGAACCACCGGCUGAUUGUAAAUUAUUUAUUGAUAAAUUAAAAAGUUGUGAUCGGAAAGAACUUCAUGACCUAUUAAAACCAAUAACUAUUUGGCAUAUUGGAAAAUGUGAACUAUAUCAUUGGAUUGAUGCAUUGGAUUUAUUUGAUUCGAUUCUCGAAGAAGCAUGUAUAAAAACGGGCACAUGGAUGCUUAACUGUGACAAACCAGAAAAUGGAGAGUUAAAAAUGUUAGUACUUGAUAUUCUUCAUUUUACUGCAUUAUUAAUUGAACAUUCAUAUUCUCGUCAUUUAUAUAAUUCAAUCGAAUAUUUAAUUAUGUUAUUACAAUCAUCUGAUGUACAUAUUGUACUUGGUGUUCUAUCACUUCUAUAUGUAUUCAGUAAACGUUCUAAUUUUAUAACAAGACUUCAAAUUGAUAAAAAACAAGCAUUAAUUGGUCGACUUAUUUUCUUAGCUGAAACUUGGGGUGGACGAGAGAAUGGUUUCGAUUUAGCUCGUUGUUGUAGUGUUCGAAAUCCAUCAGAUUUUCCUGAACAUGCAACAAAUCUACAUUUUGCAUAUACAGUACCAACAGAAUCAACAUCAAGUAGUGGACCAACAUUGCAAAUUUCGAAACAAAUCGAUAUUCCAAAUGUUCAUUUAGCUGGAAUUAAUGCUGCUGCUGUAAUGGAAAUAGUUCUUGCUGAACAUCCAUUACCAGAAGAUAAACAAAUAAAAUUAUUUACACAUCUUCGUUUAGCUUAUGCAUUUCCAUCAUUUGAUCAACGUUUAUUAUGUAUUCAAGCACGAUUACAAGCAUUAUCUAUUCUCAUUUAUUCAUCAGGAAUGCAAGAAGCGAAUAAUGUAUUAUAUGAUGGUUUGAUUGAAGAACUUGUUGAAGUAUUGAAUGUUCGUGACCCAACAUUAACAGAUAUAAAAGCUUCAGCCUUAAAAACUUUAACAUCAAUAAUUCAUCUUGAACGAACAACAAAACAUCCACCACGUUUACAAGAAAUAAUUGAAACAACACAAGCAAAUUCGUAUCAUGGAUUUUUACCAGCACUUGUACGACAAUGUAUUGAUAAAUUAACUGAUGAUAGUAAUGAACGAUUUCCUCAAUCAUUAUCAACAGCCUUAUUUUCAUUUCUUUAUCAUUUGGCGUCGUACGAAACAGGUGGUGAUGCAUUAGUUAAUUGUGGUAUAAUGCAAUCAUUAAUUAAAGUUGUUAAUUAUUAUGAUGAAUCUCAAGAUUUUAUUAUGUUUGUUACGCGUGCUGUUCGUGUUAUUGAUUUAAUCACUUCGUUAGAUAUAACCUCAUUUCAAACAAAUAAUGGUUUACAAGCAUUUAUCAAUCGUUUAGAACAUGAAAUAACACAAUGUCGCAAACAACAACCAUUUAUAAUUCGUAUACCAAAACGUACACAAGGAACACCAACAAUAAAUCUCGAUACACAUCCACCGUUAUCACCAAGUGCACGAUCUGAUAUAUCUGGUGAACAUCCAACAUUAACAGCAACAACACCAAGUCAUUUAUCAAAAGAUAUGGAUACAAGUGAACUGUUAGAUGAAAAUCAUGAAUUAAUGCCAAAUAGUCCAAUACCUGGUUUAACAUGUUAUCAUCAACGUGCUGCAUUACUUAAAUCAAUAUUAAAUUAUUUAAAACGAGCUUUUACUGAACCAACAAUGGCUGAUACAACACGUCAUAUAAUGGAUGGUUCAUUACCAAAUUCAUUAAAACAUAUAAUAAGUAAUGCUGAAUAUUAUGGACCAUCAUUAUUUCAUUUAGCAACUGAUGUUGUUACAUCAUUUAUAUUUCAAGAACCAUCACAAUUAUCAUCAUUGCAAGAUAAUGGUUUAACUGACGUAUUAAUGCAUGCACUUUUAAAAAAAGAUGUACCAGCUGCACGUGAUGUUUUAGCAUCAUUACCAAAUAUAUUUAGUGCAUUAUGUUUAAAUACGCGUGGUUUAGAAAAUUUUAUGGAAUAUAAACCAUUUGAUAAAUUAUUUUGUGUUUUAUUAUCACCAGAAUAUUUACCAGCUAUGAGACGACGACGCGGUAAUGAUACACUUUAUGGUACAGCAUCAAGUCUUGGUAAUGCUGUUGAUGAAUUAAUGAGACAUCAAGUUAGUUUACGUACAGAAGCUAUGAAAUCUAUAAUUAAAUUACUUGAACAACUUGUCGAAUUAGGAAAUAAUCCUAAAUAUUGUUGUCAAAAACCACAUUCAUCAUCAUCAUCAACAACAACAACAAAAUUAACAGAUACAAUACGUACACAACAUCGUACUGUACGUACAACAAAUACAACAAAUACAAAUACAGGUGGAAAUGAUAGAAAUUCAUCUGAUGAUGAAUAUGAUGAUGAUGAAGCCACAAAUGAUGAAGCACCAUUAGCUAAUCGAUCUGUACAAUCACAAUCAACACAACCAUUAACAACUACAUCUACAACAACAACAACUGAAGCAACAACAAAUAUUCCAAUAGUACUUAAUCAAACAUUAUUAAGUGAAAACAAAUCUGAAGAUGAAACUGUUCCAAUAGCUGUACCAUUACUUGAUUAUAUAACAAAUAUAAUGCGUUUUGUUGAAGGUGUUAUUAGUAAUAAUACAACUGAUGAUCAUGGAAAAGAAUUUGUUAAAUUAGGUGGUUUAAAACCUUUACUUGAUAUUUUACAAAUGAAAAAUUUACCUAUUGAUUUUCCAUCAAGUCCAGCUUGUCAAUGUGUUGCGGCACUUUGUAAAUCAACACUUACUCUUUUAGUGAAAGAUAAUAAAUUAAUUGAAAUGGUUAUAACAAAUCUUGAUACAAUAUUAAAUUCUUUAACAGAUUUUUAUUCAAAUCGUACAUAUGAUGGUUCAUUAUUAAUAGAAGAAUUAGCACGUGCUGUAUCAUCAACAACAACCGUAUCAAUUGAUCCAAUGGAUGCUAUUAAUCAAUCAUCAUUAACACCUAUACUUCAUCAAUUAUCAAUUGUUCAUUCUCAUAUAUCAUUAUUAAUAUCAUUAUGUAAAAUAACACAAAAUGAAGUGCGCAGUAUAUUAAUUAGUUUUUGGGGUGCUGAAACUGGUAUACGUGUAUUAAAAAAUUUAAAUAAAUUAUGUUUAACAUUAAUAUGGGAAAGUUCAAUAUUAUUAUCAUUAUGUUCAUCAGAUACAAAUAUAAUUGAUCAACAAUUUAAUAAAAAUGAUUUAUUAAAAUUAUUUCCAUUAAUAAAUGAUUUAACAAAUACAAUAUCGCCAUUACAAAAUGUUUCAACACAAUUAAAUGAUUUAACAACAAAUGAAAUGACACGUACAUUUGAUAUUGAUGAAAUUAUGUCAAUGGAUACAACUGAUUUUACUAAAUUAAAAUUAAAAUUAUCAUUUAAUAUACAACAACGUAUUAAAACAAUUAAACCAUUAUUAUGUGUUUCAUCAAAACUUGGCAGAGCAUUAAGUGAACUUUAUAAUUUACUUGUUAAACAAUGUUCAACAUCACAAUUAAGACAUGCAAGACGUUUUAAUCAACCACCAACACCAUAUAUACCAACAGCAGCUGCAAAACUUGUUGCAUCAACAUUAACUGAAGUAUUACGUGAUGGGUAUUUAUUUAAUUUACCAGGAAAUGUUAAUCUAACAGAAAGUCAAAUUGAAAAAUUUCGUCUAACAUUUUUUGUUUGUACAAUUGGUUUUGCUACUCCAAUGUUAUUUGAUGAACGUCGUCGUCCUUAUAUGUUAAUGUUACAACAAUUUGAAUUAUCUAAAGCUCAAGAUGCACUUUUUUCUUCACUUGAAUGGACACUUGAUUUAAUUAAUCGUCAAUCAUUAAUAACCGAUGAUCAACAAGCAUCAACACAAAUAAAUAAUACAUAUGAUGCAUCGCCAACAGAAUUUCUUAAUUCAGCAUUAAUGCUUAUAUUACGUUUAGUUAAUGUUAAAUCCAUACUUGAAUCUCCACAUUCAAUACCUAAAAAACCACAAACAGAACGUAGUUAUUUUAUUCCCUUUAAUCCAUUACAUUAUUUAGCAUUAACACAUAAAUGUGCAUUUCAUAUAUUAACAAAUUCCUGUUCGGUUCUAUGGGAUAAACCAUAUUUAUUAAAAGAUCAUGCAACAAAAAUAAUCGAUAGCAUAUUAUCAAUAUUUUGUCAUAUAUUACGUGGUGAAUCACAAAUACAAAAAAAAUUACAAGAAGAAGAACAACAACAACAACAACAGCAACAACAACAACAACAACAACAACAACAGCAACAACAACAACAACAACAACAAAAUUCAACAACAAUUACAUCAGCAACAUCAUCAUCAACAGUCCCAACAAAUGAUACAACACAACAACAAUCAAAUACUGAUAAUGAUUUACCGGGUUCAUCAGCAUUAAUACCAAAUGCAUCAACACAAUUGAAUGAAGAUCUUAUACAAUCUAUAACAAUGAUGGGUUUUUCACGUGAACAUGCUAUUGAAGGUUUAUUACAAACAAAUAAUAAUCUUGAAUUAGCUGUUGAUUAUUGUGUUAAUCAUCCACAAGCUGUUAUAACACCACAAACACAAACAAAUCUUCCUGAUAUGGAUGCUGACAUGGCACGUGCUUUAUUAUUAUCAUUAGGACAAGAUGUUGAUGAAACAUCAUUAGCUAAUCCAAUAGCUGCAUUAGCUGCAUUAUCAAGAGAUAAUAAUAAUAUAAAUGAAAUAACUUCAACAUUAUCUUCCAAUUUACCAACAACAAUACCACCAUCACAACCACCACUACCAACAACAACAAAUACAGAUACAACAAUACAAAAUCAAACAUUAGUUGAAAAUUUAAAUCAACAAAAAUCUUUACCUAUUAUUGAAUCAUUAUCAAAAGAAUCUGUUGAUCGUUUUACUGAUUCAAUUAUGUUAAAAAUACUUGAUAUAUUACCUGAUACUGUUUAUAAAAUGUGUGAACUUGUUGUAACAACAAUGCAUCGUAAUGGUAUAAUAUGGCGUGAUCAUUUUCUUGAAAUAAUAGCAAAUGAUAUAAAAACAAGUUAUUUAUAUUUAAUUGAUUUAUUAGAUAAAAAUUAUUUAAAUCAACAAAAUGAUGAACAAUCAAUAUUAAUAUUUUUAAAUGAUCAUCAAAAUUCUGUUUUAUUUAGUCGAACAUUAUUAAUGUCAUUAUUAUUUGAAGAAAUGCCAUUUCCAUGUGCACGUAUAGCUGAAAAAUUUUCAUUAAUUAAUUAUUUUUGUAUAUUAGUACAUCGUACAACAGAUUAUUUAAUUAAAUUUAAUGAAAAAAAGACUCCAACAUGGUUAUCACCUGUAUUUAUAUUUAUUGAUUUAUAUGAAAAAGUAUCAUUAGCAUCAAAACGUCGUUCAAUUAUAAAUCAAAAUUAUCGUAAUUAUAAUCGUGUAUGGCAAUGGUUUGAUGAACGUGCUGUUAAAUGGAAUAAUUAUCCAUUAGCACAAAAUAAACAAAUUGAUGAUGCAUAUGCUAAUGGUGAACCAUCAUGUAAAAUCGUUAUACAACGACGAAAUUAUAUUAUACAAUUUAAUACAAUGUUACAAACAAAUGAAGAUACACAUAAUAAACGACCUAUUAUGCUUACUUUUUCAAAACCAACAAUUAAAACAAAUACAGAUGGUUCAACACAAAUACCACCACCACCACCACCAACAUCAUCAUCAUCAAGAAUAUUUUCGGCAUCGGAUACAAGUGAUGAUGACGACGAUGAUGAUGAUGAUGACGAUGAUGAACAACAUGGACAAAGUGUUGCAAUUAAUUCAAAUGAUACAAAAAUGGAUACAGAACAACAAACACCACAACAACAAACACCAGAACAACAAAACGAAACAACAACAAUAUCAGUUAUUGAAUCAUUAGCUGAUGAUCAUGCAUUAUUAUUAACAACUGAUUGUGUUUAUUUAAUACGUAUGCCUGUUGAUCCUGAUGCUAUACAUGCAUUAUUACGUCUUAUAUUACGUUUAACACGUGAUUAUAAAUAUGCACGACAAUUUGCUCAAUCAGGUGGUAUACAAGCUAUAUUAAGUUUAACACAAGCAUCAUCAUUUCAAGGUUGUGCAUCAUUAAUAACAUUAAUAUUUCGUCAUAUUAUGGAAGAUGAUAGUAAUUUACGUUUAGCUAUGGAAAAAGCUAUACGACAAGCAUUAACUGGUAAUCAUGGUGUAUCAAUUGGUGUACAACCAGCAUGUCCAGGUUCACAUGAACUUAAUGUUAUUUUACGUAUACUUGGUCCAGCUAUGACACGUGCACCUGAUAUAUUUUUAGAUGUUGCAUCAAAUGUUUUACAAUUAUUACCACCAUCAGCUAGUCGUUUAGCUGGUUCAUUAAGUCGUUUUACAAAUCCAUUUUUAACUGAUGAUGAUCAUCAUACACAAACAAAUUUACCAAUGGGUCCAUUAAUAUUACAAGCACGACCAGCAACAAGUCAAACAACAACAUCCGAACAAAAUUCACAAAUACGUACAACACGACCAAUACCAACAACAAUAACAACAACAACAACAACAACAACAACAAAUGAUACAGUUGGAGAAUUAGCUGAACGUUUAUUAGUUGAUUUACUUGAUUUUCUUUUAACAAAUGAUGAUAAUAAUAAUAAUAAUAAUAAUAAUAAUUCAAAACGUUUACUAUCAAAAUCAACUGUUUUACGUAUAUUAGCUGAAUUAAUACGUUCAUAUGCUAAUGUUGCUAAACUUGUAUCAACAAAAACAUUUCAAUUACAAGAUAAUCAAACAUGUUCAGCAUUAUCAUAUAUACUUGAUUAUUUAUUACCCGGUACAAAUAAUCAACAUAUUGAUUAUGAUAAAGAUAUACCAGCAUUAUGUCGUUUAUUUCUUGUUGCUAUGGCAGCAUGUAAUCAUUGUUUAGAAUCACAAAUGAAUUUAGUUAAUGAAGUUAAAAUGUCAUUAAAUAAAAUUUUAAUUUUACCUGAAUGUGAUGAAAAACAUAUGAGAUUACAAGCAUUAGCUAAUAUAAUUAAUACAAUGAUUGAAUCAUGUCCAGCACCAAAUACAUCAGCACCACAACAAGGACAACAUCGAAUGUCACAAUCAAUUAUAAAUAAUAUGAUUAAAAUUAUGUAUAAACGUGGUUUAAUUAAUGAUUUAGCUAAAAUGAUUCAUAGUAUUGAAUUAUCAAGUUCAAAAUUAGCUGAUACAGUUAAUGCUGUACUUAAACCUAUGGAAACAUUAUCACGUGCUAUUAAUUAUGCAACAUCAUUACAUGUACAAAGUGGUACACGUCCACAUACAACAAGACAUCCAACAACAACAAAUACAAAUCAAACAGAUACUUCAACUACUUUGCCACCAUCAUCAUCAUCAACAACAACAGAUUCAACAGUACCUAUUCAAGAACAAACAACAAUAAGAAAUGAUGAACAACCAACAAUAAUAACAACAACAACAACAACAACAGUUGAUUCAUCUCGAACUACUGAACAACAACAACAAACAUCAACUGAUUCAACACUUGUAUCUCUACAAGAUGAUAAUCGUUCAUCAAUUGAUAAUACAAAUAUAAAUAAUAAUAAUACAUCACUUAAUUCAGCUAAUCAAGUUCAAUUAAGUAUUAGUCAAGAAGAAUUAUUAAAUGCAACAGAUAUGGAACCUGUAGCUGGUUUACCACAAGAUGUUGAUAUAUUUGAAAGAAAUAUUCAUGGUACAGCUAGACUUUCAACUGAUGAAGACGAUGAUGAUGAAGAUGACGAAGAAGUUAGUAUUGAAGACGAUGAUGAUGAAGAUGAAAAUGGUCCUGUUGGAACAAUUAAUGUUGAAUUUGAUGUUGCACAUCCUCUUGAUGAUACACAUGAACAUGCAUCAAGUUCAAGUUCAACAACAACAAGUGCUGAUCAAGAUGAAGAUGACGCAGAAGAAACUGAUAGUCCUGAUGAAGAUAUAGAUAUGGAAAGUGCCAAUGGAAAUGAUCGUGAACCACAGCAUCGUUAUAGUGAUGAUGAUGAAGACAUUACAAGUGAAGAAGAAGUUGAUGUUCGUUUAACAGGUCCAACAUCAUCAGGUGAACAACAUGAUGAUGAACAUGAUGAUGAUCUUGAUGAAGAUAGUGAUAAUAGUGAUAGUGAUGAAACUCAUACAGGUGAUGAAUUAGAUGAAACUGAAGGUCCUACAAUUGAUAUACAUAUUGAAACAGCAUCAAGUCCAUCAACAGAUGAAAAUUUAACAAGUAAUAAUGAAAGAACUGGUCAAACAAAUGAAACAAGUGAUAAUAUUACUGAUGAUACAGCAACUAAUAAUAAUAAUAAUAAUCAAGAAGAUGACGAAGAUGAAGAUGAAGAAGAAGAAGAAGAUGAAGAAGAACAAGAUGAAGAUGAAGAUGAUUUUGCUGAGGAUGAUGAUGCUGCUGCUGAAGAUAUUGAAGAUAUGGUUGAACGCGAUAUGGAUGCAGCUAAUGCAUGGCAAGAUGAUGAUGAAGAAGAUGAAGAUGAAGAUGAUGAAGAUGAAAGUACAGAAUUUGAAGAUGAUGAUGGUGAUAUAGCUGACUAUGUCACUGAAAUGGAACUUGAUGAAGAAGUUCUUUCAGAAAUUCGUAAUAAUCUUAUGUCACCAACUGAUAUUGAUCCCAUUUUAAUAUCUAAUCUUCAAGGUGUUCGAAUUCGUGCAAGUGGUUAUCCAUCAUUUCAUGGCAUCAAUGAUACAGUUGAUCCAGCUCUUCCACCACCACCAAUCAGUGUUCCUGCUUUGCAUCCAUUACUUGUUCAUCAUGCUGAUAAUCAGCUAAGUUCGGGUGCUUUUUCACGUUUUCGUCAAUUAGGUACAACAACAACAACAACGACAGCACCGAAUCAAGCAAAUAUAAAUGUUUUAUCAACACAAGCAAAUCCUGUAACAACAUUAACAUUUGGUCAACAAAAUGGACCAACAAUGCUUACUGGACAAACAGCAUUAACUGUACAACAACAAAUUAAUCAACAAGCACAACGAAAUCGUACAACUCGAACAUUAUUUAUUCCAGGUGGUACAACAACAUUUGGUCGUGCAGCAGCUGGUGGCUUUGCUGAAUAUCUUCAACAUGCUAAUCAACUUGAUGUUGAUCCAUUAACUGGUUCAACAUUAACAAAUAAUGGUAAUCUACAAGGUACAGCAACAGCACGUAUACUUGUUGGUAAUAGUGCUGAUUCUGAUGCAUUACGAUUUUUACAUGAUCAAAUGUUAAUGGAUAUAGCACCACAAGCUAAUGAAGGAAAUGAAAAUAUCGAUGGUACAAAAAUUUAUAUGAUACGUACACCAUUAGCACGUUGGAUUGAAGAAAGUAUUGUACUUGAUGGACCAUAUGUCCAUGAUACUGUUCUAGCAUUAAAAUCUAAAAUAACUGAACCAUUAGAAAAACAAUAUGAAUCAGAAUUACAAGUUGUUUUAGCUAAAAAAACUAAAGAUGAUGAAGAACGUAAAAAACGUUCAGAUGAAAAAGCACGACAAGAUGCUGAACGUGUACAAGCAGCAACUGCUGCUGUAGCUUCAUCUAAUACUGUAACAACAUCAACUACGACAACUGAUCAACAACCAACAGAAAAUACAACAACAGCUACUAAUGAACCACUUAUAUCAGUAACAUCAUUUAAUGAUGAUAUUCAUCUUCGUCAAGAAGAAACAUUACUUUCACCACAGUUACAACGUUCUGCACAAUUGCAUGCAGCUGCCGCCGCCGCUGCUGCUGCUGCUGCUUCAACUAGUCAAGAUAUGAGUACAACUCCUAUACGUUCAACUAACGAUGAAUCAACACCAAUGAAUUUACAACCAGGUGGAACAGUGUCAUUAGUCACUAGUGAUGCUGGUACAAGUCCAUUAGCAAAUGAAAAUAUGUCUACUGGUGGCCAAUCACCAGGUCAAUUAGCAACAUCACCUACAACAUCAAUGGAAAUCAAUCAUCCAUCACCAAUAAGAGAAAUUUCAACUGAACAACAACAACAGCAAGAACAACAAGUCACUAUUGAACCAGAAACAACACCAACGACAACAACUGAACAAGUUUCUUCAUCAACUACAACUGAACAAUCAGCUACUGCUGCUUCUGCUUCUUCAGUAACAACAGCACCACCAGUUGAACCUGAAGUUGAAUGGACAACAUUAGUUAUUGAUGGUCGUGAAUUUCGUGUACCAAAAGCAUUAGAAAUCGAUCCAUCAUUUUUAGCUGCCUUACCUGAAGAAAUGCGACAAGAAAUUUUAACUGAUCAAGUACGAAAUUUUGAACGUGAAGAAAAUCAACGACGUGCACAACGUGCUGCUGCUUAUGCUGCAGCUAAUCCAACAGCAAAUUUAAAUCCUCAAACAAUUGAUGGUAUUACUAAUGAAAAUUUUUCAUCACGUACAAAUCAAACAACAAGUGAAGCUGUUAUUGGUGAAAUGCUUGGUGAAAUUAAUCCAGAAUUUAUUUCAGCACUACCACCAGAAAUACGUGAAGAAUUAUUAGCUGAACGUCGUCGUACAGCAGCUACAAUGGCUGCUAUGAAUGGUGUUAAUUUACCUGAUAGUGGUCCAGCAGAAUUUUUACGUACAUUACAACCCCAUUUACGUCAACAAGUUCUUGCCGAUAUGGAUGAAAGUCAAAUAGGUGCUUUACCAGAAGAUAUAGCUAAUGAAGCACGUGCAUUACGUGCUGCUAUGGAAACUCAACAACAACAAUAUUUACGUGAACGUAUGGUACGUAAUCAUCAUGAUAUGAUGAAUAUGUUAACCAAUAAUACACAUCAUAGUACACGUCCAAUACGUAUGUAUAAUUUUCGUGCGUUACAAGAAGCCCGUAAUAAUCGUACAGAUAGACAACCAACAAAUUGGUAUUCAUUACGUACAGGUGCAAAUACAGGUGAUUUAAAUAGUAAUACAUCAACAAUAGGUUCACGUGGUCGACAAUUACUUGAUUAUGAAUCAAUAUGUUGUUUAUUAAUAUUGUUAUUUAUUGAUGAUCCACGUUUAAAUUUUGCACGUUUACAAAAAGUUUUAAAAAACUUAUGUCAUCAUACACAAACACGACAAUGGAUAAUAAAAGCAUUAUUAUCAAUUGUAAAUAAAAGUACAGGACGUACUGAAUAUGAUGGACCAUUAACAUCAACACCGGGUGCACCAACACUUAUAUUAAAAAAUCCAGCAAUUAAUAAUCAAACACAAACACAAACAACAAUAAAUACUACUAAUAAUGGAAAUGAUAUUCAACAAAUAAAAAAUAUUAAUCCAUCAUGGUUAACAAUUAAUUUUGAAAGUGCAUUUGGUGCACGUACAAAUGUUUUUAAAAUUCAACGUCUUGGUCAUACAAAACGACAUGGUUCAAUACAAAUAUCUGUUCAUGCACAAGCAUGUCCAAUUGUUUGUCGACAAGUACUUGAAUCAUUAAUAAUAUUGGCUAAAACUUUUCCCGAACAAUUUCUUCCAUUGCCAUUAAAUAAUAAUAAUGAACAACAACAACAACAGCCAGCAAUAUUAUCAACAAAUGAACAAACAAAUAAAAAUACAUCACCUGAUAAACAAUUAGUAGCAACACCAUCAAAAACUUCUCCAAAUAUACGUGAUUUAUCAUUUUGGGAAUUAAUUCUUAAAUUAGAUCAAUCAUUUAAUAAUCGUUCAAAUCGUUCGUCAACUAAUCCAUUACAAAAUAUAUCAUCUAUUGUUAUUACAAAUACAACAACAACUAAUACUGCUACGAAUACGAAUAUUACUGCUACUAUUAAUAAUAAUAAUAAUCAACGAACAACAUUAACAUUAAAUAUUAAUAAUAAUGAAAUUGAUUUUGAAUCAUCACCAUUAGCUGCAUUAUUACUUAUGCUUGAUCAUCCAAUAUUGAAUAAAAAUAAUCAAUUAAUGGAUAAAUUAUUUAAAUUACUUUCAAUUAUAUCACAAAGUUUUCAAAUACAUAUUAUUACAAAAAAAGAAAUUUCACCAUUACCAUUAGCUACAUCAACACCAAUGACAACUGAACCACCAAAUCAAACAACAACCACAGCAACAGCAACAGCAGCAGCAGCAGCAGCAGCAGCAGCAGCUGCAGUAGCAGCAACAACAAAUACAGCAAAUGCAAUUCAAGAACCAACAAAUAAUCAAGCUUUGACAACAAAUACAAAUAAUAAAUUAGUUGUAUCUGAUGAUCAAGUUGUUUUAGGUACCCAAUUAGAUUUAGUUAUUAAAGCUUUAAUAUCAAAAUCAUGUACAGAAGAUGGUCUUGAAUUUGCAACUAUACUUUUAUUAAAUAUAUCGAAAAUUAAUCAAGCUACAAGAGAUAAAGUUUUACAUUUAUUACUUAAUGGUAUUCGUUUAUUAGGCAAAGAUGUUAGCGAAGAAAUUAAACAAUUACAUUGGGAAGUUCAAGAUUAUUUAUCAAAAAAUAAAUCCACAACAACAACAGGUAAUGAUGAUGAAUCAUCGAAUAUAGCAAUAGAUGAAUCUGCUAAAUUAUUCGAUUCAUAUAAAACUGUACGUUCAAAUACAUUAACAUCAACAAAUGUUGAUCCAAAUGCAAAACAACAAGAUUUACAAUUACCAGCUAUGGUUAUGUUAACAUCUAAAACUGCUAAUCAACAAUUUUUAUUACGUAUUCUUAAAGUUAUUAUACAAUUACGUGAAGCAACUAAAAAAGAACAACUUGAUACACAAACACAUUUUGAAAAUGAACUUCAUACAUUAACACGUCGUCUUGAUACAUUACGACAAUCAUUACGUUCACAUAUACCAACUGAUAAUAAUAAUCAACAAAAUGAAAUUUUACAACCUAUUGAUGAUUUAUCAAAUCGUUUAGAACAAAUGCGUACACGUUUACAAACAAUAUUAAAUUCGAAUACAAUUGAACAACGUCAACAAUUAUUUUCUCAACGUGAAACAAUAAAUGAUAUUCAAGAUAUAUAUCGUUUAAUUCGACAACUUGAAUCAUUAAUUGAAAAUUUACAUGAACCAUCAUUAGCAACAACAACAACAACAACAACAACUAUGACAACACGUAUAAAUGAUGUUUUACAAACAAUACCACCAUUAUUUCCACAAAUAAUUGAACCAAUGGAUAUAGGACAAUAUUUACCAACACAACAAGUUAAAUUAAGUGAUUUAUUAAAUAUAAAUCAAUUAUGGGAUUCAUUAAGUGAUUGUUUAUUAUCAUUAGCUAAAUUACCUGAUCCACAUGCUGUUUUAGUACUUCAACCAGCUGUUGAAGCUUUCUUUCUUGUACAUGCUGCUGAUUUAGAUAAUGAAAAUGAUAAAACAAAUCGAAAGAAAAAAGAUCGUGAAACACGUGAAGGAUUAGCACAUUUAGAAUGUUUUGGUCCAGCACCAACAACAACAACCGAUGAACAAUCAACAGCAAUCGUAACAGAAACAACAGCAACAAAUGAUACAUCAGUACCAACACUUGUUUUACGUACAAAUAGUAUACAAUCAAUAUCAACAAAUGAUUUACCAUUAGAUGCACAAAAAUUUGUUGAAUUUGCACGUACACAUCGUACUGUAUUAAAUCAAAUUUUACGUCAAAGUACACAACAUUUAAGUGAAGGACCAUUUCAUAUAUUAACUGAUUAUACAUCAAUACUUGAUUUUGAUGUUAAAAGAAAAUAUUUUCGUCAUGAACUUGAUCGUUUAAAAGAAAAUAUACGUGGUGAAGAUUUAGCUGUACAUGUUCGACGCAAUAAUGUAUUUGAAGAUUCUUAUAGAGAAUUAAGUCGACGUUCACCGGAAGAUUGGAAACAUAGAUUUUAUAUUGUAUUUGAUGGUGAAGAAGGACAAGAUGCUGGUGGUCUUUUACGUGAAUGGUAUUCAAUAAUAGCACGUUCAAUGUUUGAUCCAAAUUAUGCUUUAUUUAUGAUUAAUCCAGGUGAUCGUGUUACAUAUAUGCCUAAUCCAUUAUCACAUUGUAAUACAAAUCAUUCACAAUAUUUUAAAUUUAUUGGACGUGUUAUAGCUAAAGCUAUAUUUGAUAAUAAAUGUAUGGAUUGUUAUUUUACACGUUCAUUUUAUAAACAUAUACUUGGUAUACCUGUACGUUAUACAGACAUGGAAUCUGUUGAUUUACAAUUUUAUAAAAAUUUAGUUAUAUUAUUAGAAAAAGAUAUACAUCAAUUAGGUUUAGAUUUAACAUUUUCAUUAGAUGCAAGUGAAUUUGGUGUUAAUAAAGUUAUUGAAUUAAUACCAAAUGGUUCAACUAUACCUGUGACAAAUGAAAAUAAACAUGAAUAUGUUCGACUUGUUUGUCAAGAAAAAAUGAUUGGUUCUAUUCGACUACAAAUUAAUGCAUUUUUAGAAGGUUUUUAUACAAUUAUACCAAAAAGUUUAAUAUCAAUAUUUAAUGAACAAGAAUUAGAAUUAUUAAUAUCUGGUUUACCAGAUAUUGAUAUUGAAGAUCUUAAAGCAAAUACAGAAUAUCAUAAAUAUAGACCAAAUUCUUUACAAGUUCAAUGGUUUUGGCGUGCAUUACGAUCACUUGAUAAAGAAGAUUUAGCAAAAUUUUUACAAUUUGUUACAGGUACAUCAAAAGUGCCAUUACAAGGUUUUGCUCAUUUAGAAGGUAUGAAUGGUGCACAAAAAUUUCAAAUACAUCGUGAUGACCGAUCAACUGAUCGUUUACCAUCAGCUCACACUUGUUUCAAUCAACUUGAUCUCCCAGCUUAUGAAAGUUAUGAUAAAUUACGUAAAAUGCUUUUAAUCGCAAUUCGUGAAUGUGCUGGAUUCGGAUUUGCUUAA